AUGCAUUUUGCAAUUAAAUAUAACAACGACAAACAAACACUCGCACAAAUUAAACAAGACCCACCCUUCUCCAGUUCUCCUCCUCCUUUACUUUCCCCAAUCUCAAUCCUCUUUCACUCUUCUGUCUUCACAAUGGACUCGCCGGAUUUCCCCACCGGCAAAUCUCCCCGAUCACUCCAAGGUCCCCGUCCUGCUCCUCUUCGAGUCCACAAAGAUUCCCACAAGAUCAGAAAACCGCCGGUGGCUCCACAGUCACACCACCAACAACCGCAACACCAACUAAACCAGCAGCAGCAACACCGGCCACCGGUCAUCAUCUACACAGUUUCCCCUAAGGUAAUCCACACAAACCCAAAUGAAUUCAUGACUUUAGUCCAACGUUUGACCGGCCCAUCUGCUUCAUCCCCUGUCGGCUCAUCUUUCUCCGCUUUUCAAGACGACGGCGGGGCUGUGUCGCCGGCGGCCAGAUUCGCAUCUAUAGAAAAAGCUGCGAAGUCACCGGAUGGAAGAAAAGUAACACAGAACGGUGAUUUAGGGACGGUGGAAGGACUGGAGAUGGGGUAUUUCCCCGGAAUAUUGUCGCCGGCGCCGGGAUCAUUACCACCGAUCCCACCGAAUUUUUUCUCACCAUUAACAAACGAUUUUUUUCAUGAUUUAAGCCCUGUUAUAAAUAGCAAUAGAAAUUUUAGUUACAUGGAGGGCAACAAUUGGAUGCCAAGCCCUACAAAUCUUCUAUCUUCACAUAUAAUUUCACCCACCACUCCAAACUUGGAUCUUUUCCAUAGCUUAUUUGACUUGUAA
Messenger RNA from Lactuca virosa, 801 nucleotides. NCBI's taxonomy places the organism in Eukaryota, Viridiplantae, Streptophyta, Magnoliopsida, Asterales, Asteraceae. The record is from the annotation of a GenBank genome assembly.